ACCUACUGCUUCUCGUGCCCGGAAAAUCCGGAAAAGGCUGUCAGUAUUCGAAAACGAUUGUAGCCGGAGUAGCAGUAGAAGUCGAAGAAGCUGAUAUUCUAAAGGUCGGUUCGGCUUAUGAAACGACGACGUGGCUUGUACGAGCAAUGCUGUCACGUGUCUCGCGGCGAGCAGUCCUGUCAGAAUUGAUCAGUCGUUCCGCCACAGCGAUGGCGAUCGACGAUUGGCGAAUGUAGGUGAGCGAAGCGGCUGGCGAACUCAAGCAAAAUCGCUUGAAAGGGACGACUAAAGCGUUGUCGUUUGACGGGGUUACAGAAUUCGCCGUUUGACGAAUACAGGAGAACCUUCUCAAGUUGGUUGUUUCCUAGAUUCCAUGACGAGAACGGCUGCCAGCAAUUGGCGAAUUUAGGUCUGCCAGGCGAUUUCUUGAGGGGUCACGCGCCGUAGUAGUAGCCAGAAGGACCUGCAUUUGAGUCGACUCAAAAGUAGCAGAAGGACCGGGUCCUGCCGUUGUAGGCAUUUGAGACGUUGCGAAACGACCAUUCGAGGGUAUUCGUAGUAACCAGUCGAGGUGCUGCUGUUGCUGUGGAGAGGAUUCUCAAUUCUGCGCCUCAAUUAGAGUCGAGUUUCGACCUUAGGGGGGGGGGGGGAAGGUUCAGGCACGCACCUUAGUAUAAGGGCGUCGCUCAUAUCCUGCCGGAAAGGAGACAGUUGGAGAUAGUUGAAAGACGACCCGAUACCCUUCCUAUGGCGGCUCAUUGUCGCAUUUCUCCUGGAAUGAAGCCGCUGACGUGGCGGGAACUACCGUCCUUGUCCGUGCUGGUGGUGGUGCUGGCGCUUGCAGCACCGCAUUGCCAUGCCGCUGCCUCGUCAGUAGCAGCAGUCGCAGCAGCAGCGACAGAACCCGCAGCAGCAGCAGCAGUCCCAACAGCAACAGAAAACACAGCAGCAGUCCCAGCAGUCCCAGCAGCAGCAGCAAUAGAACCCGCAGCAGUAGCAGCAGUCCCAGCAGUCCCAGCAGUCCCAGCAGCAACAGAACCCGCAGCAGUAGUAUCACCACCGGCAUUGUCACCACCAGCAUUGUCACCACCAGCAUUAUCACCACCAGCAUUAUCACCACCAGCAUUAUCACCACCAGCACCACUACCAUCACCAUCACCACCAGCAUUGUCACCAGCUGCAGCAUCUGAUCUUCGGCCUCUUCUCCCGACCAAUCAACCAUCUGCCGAGCCUUCUCUCUCCGCUCCCAAGCCUGAUUCUGAACCCCUCCCAGCUCCCGAACCUGUUUCCAAGCCUGUUUCCGAGCCUUCACCUCCACCUCCCGAACCUGCUGCCGAGCCAUCCCUGCCUGCACCACUACCCUCCACACCCGCCGAACCAUCCCAGUCGGCACCACUGCCACCUUCUGCCGAACCAUCCCUUCCUGCCCCAACUCCUCCUUCCGAACCAUCUGCUGCACCACCCUCCGAACCUCCCGCCGAGCCUCCCUCCGAACCUCCUUCAGAGCCUCCUUCCGAGGCACCUGCGUUAGGCUCGGAAGAGGAGGAGGAGCCGUUGCCAGCUGUCCCCGAGCCUAGCUCAGUGGUGUGCCAGCUGGCAGACUAUGUCAGGGUGUCUGGUCCCUGCCAAGGCCGCGAGCGGCGGAUCUCCUUCAAGAAAGUGCGCAACUGCACCGACCCCUUUCAGCUGGACCUCUCCCCGCGCCCAGAGCCCUGCGAUUGCACACCGGAGGACUAUGAGCGCAAGUACCUUAAGUCGGAUAACGGCUCCUGCGCCCUUUCUUUCCAGCCCACCAACUGCGAAGGGGGAGACUCCAACUGGGAAGUACCAGCGGACCCCCUCUUUUGUGAGCUAGCCCCUGUGGCGUGCAGCGAGGCCAACAUCCGCACCAUCCAUGGCAAGUGCGACUUCAUCCGAGACCCAACUACCAAUAAGGCUCUCAGCAAAGAGAAGACCAUCCAGGUGAUUUACUACUUUGACAGCGGUUGCAACCCCACGGCACAUGGCUCAGUGCCGCUGCCAUCGCCUGGAUACAUCCCCUGCGAUAUGACCUGUCCUGCUGGUUCCUACCUGCAUGGAGACAAGUGCCGCAAGUGCAAGCCCGGCACCUACAGCAUGGGGGGAGGGAUUCGCUUCGACGCUUUCUAUGAGCUUGAUGAUAGGUUAUUCCGGACGGAUUGCACCCAUUCCAACUCUUCCGGCUCAUUCAAGUGCGACGGCUGGUAUGCGUCGGAGGGUCAGCUCAAAGUUGGCCCAUACGACCCGCCCAAUGACUGGUACCCCGACGACUGCUCCUUGGGAUCCUACAACUGCCACAACAAUCUGCGCUCGUCGCUGCGCAUGCAAGUUGAAUUGAUUCGAUGGGGCUACAUCCGGUAUCGCUUCACAGUGAGUGCGGAGCACAAGUUUGACGGGCUGCUCUUCUUCCUUGACUCAUCACCAGAGCCCGUUAUGGGGCUGGAGUCCAACCAGUUUGAUCCCAUGGAAGUACAGAUAAUGCUGGAGCCAGGCGUGCACACAUUGGAGUGGGUGUAUUACAAAGACUCCAAGUGGACCAAGGGGAGAGACACAGCUGCGCUGCAUCUCAUAGAGGUGGAUGGCAUUGACUACACCGACAGGCAGUGCUUCCCGUGCCAAGCAGGGUUCUACAGCGAGGAGGGCUCUAGUGAGUGCGCGGCAUGCCCUGUGGACCACUACUCCCAGGAGGGCUGGCCAGAGUGCAAGCCAUGCAAUGCUGACCAGUACGCGCAGACGCCGCCUCUAGCCAACUGCACUGCCAGGCUCCCGUGCAACGUGACAACGGAUGCCGCCCCUACCUAUGGCAACUGUAGUGCGGAGGACAACCAGAGGAUAAAGACCUGGGCAUGGCUCACUCCCCACAUCUGCAUGCCCCUCUCAGCGGACAACGACCUUCCUGAUGACACCCGCGAGCCAUGCCCCCCAUGCCCCUCGGGUCAAUACGCCGUGGAGGACAGCACCACUCGCACCAGACUCUGCCGCUUCUGCCCAGAGGGCUUGGCACGAAACGCCUCUGUCUCCCUCACUGACAAGGCAUGCCACAAGUGCCCCCCGGGGGAGGUGGCAGUGAAGGCUUUAACAAUGGACCAUUUCGAGUUGCACAAGGGGAAGCUUCCUGAUGGCUUCGUGACGGGUUGCAGCGGCGAGUGCGGUUCCCUGGGGUGGAGAGUGGUGAACGGAAAGCUGGACUCAGGGAGCAACCACGGCAAGAGUGCCUCUGUGUGGCUGUCCUAUGACGUCAGCAUGGCCGUGGAUGGGCAUUUGACAUUCGCUUACGAUGUGGACAUACCGAGGGGCGACCUGCAGAGGGGGCUGUUCUUCUACAUCGAUGAUGACCUGGUCGAGAAUAUCGAGGAUGAGGCAGGCGUUGCCUCAGCGCCAGCCGGCCCGUCAACCAGCGACACCUGGCGGCUGCCAGCUGGCAGCCACAGCCUGAUGUGGAUCUGGGUGACGCUCAACGCUGACAAGGCGAUCGCCAAUCGGGACUCCGCUGAGAUCCUCGACAUUGCGGUGUGGGGCAGCACGCUGGGGGGAGCGCCUGCCUGUGUGCCCAUUCCAGCAGGGACAGCCCCGGACCCCACCACCCACACCUGGAAGCCUUGUCCUCCUGGGCAGUACAGCGAGGGGGCAGGUCUACCUUGUGUCAAAUGCCCUGCCAACACCUUCAACCCUAAACCCAAGGGCACUCAUUCCUCCUGCCUCCCUUGUGGACCUGGCACCUCAUCUCUCCCUGGCAGCACUGCCUGCACUGUUGGUGACGUCACUGUCGCCUCCUCCUUCUGCACAUUCCAAGUAGCUUCCGAACCACCCACCAGCAACAGCGCUACCAGCAGCACUAGCAGCAGCGCAAACAGCAGCAGCAGCAGCACCAACACUAGUGAUACUAACACCCCCACAACCCCCCCCACCAGCACUACCACCACCGCUACCACUACCACUCCCUCACCCUCCUCCCCUCCCAUCGUGUAUGAUCUCUCCCCUCUCUCGCGCCUACAUCCUGGCCGCAUGUUCGGGCCGAUCUUCGAGGAUCCAACGGUUGCGGAUCGCCAGCAUGGGCCACUGUACUUCGUGUCUGUGUGUGUGACGCCAGGAGAGAACGUAGAGGGCAUAGAAGGAGAGGGGGAGGACAGGGAAAGAGGGAAAGGAGGGCAAAACACAGGAGGCGGGCACAAUAUGGAGGAGGGGGGUGGUGAGGAAGGCAAGGAGGGGAAGAAGGGGGAGGGAGGGGCUUUGGAGUGCACGGAUUCUGAGGGGAAGCCCAUAGCCACCAUGGCAUGUCGGGUGAAUCCUCAGGUGAUGUUGGACGAGCAGCACCGUCCUUCCCACAGCUUAGGAGAUAGGGUAUCCCUCCGAGCCCUCUCUUACCCCCUCUCCCGCCUCCCAGACCCCCUGCUGGCGCGGAGGGGGCUGGAGAUGGUGCUGGAAGGGGAAAGAUGCCCGUUCUCUGGGCAGGGAGGGGGCGGGAGGGAGAGUAGCUGGGGGAUGGGGGACGAUGGGGAGAAGGAGAAGGGGAAGGGGAAGGGGAAGGGGGACGGGAUGGAGGAGAAGUAUGGGAGGCUGGCGAUUACCUUCAUCUGUGACCCGAAUGCAGGAAUCGGCCACCCCGCUCCCUGGACGGAGGGAGGCAGGCAGGCAGCCUUCAACGCCUCCCUCCCCUUCCCUGCCUGGGCUAAGAGGGGGGGCGACAUAGUCCCAGUCACACAGGGGGCAGGGGACGGGCUGGUGCCCGGGUGUGCGUUUGACAUGGUGUGGUACAGCGCGUAUGCGUGCCCCCUGUGCUCCGAGGGCGAUGUUCAAGAGGUGAAGGUGGCUGACUGCCGCAACAACAAGCGGUCGACCUACAAGUACAAGCAUCCAAGGGUGUGUCAACCCAAUGCCCAGGCCCCUCUUCCCCCCGACCAGCUAUGCGCACCGUGCACUGUAGACGACUACAGUAAAUUCGAAGAAAGCUGCACCGACAGCACGGGCAGCCACAACAUCUCCUACUCCUGGAACCUGCCCAAAACCUGCAGCGAGAACCUGCCCGAGGCCGUGAAGCUGCCCGAAAAUACUCUCGCGGGCCCGUGCGACCUCGAGAUCCGUUACAUCCCGGCGAAAUACCUCGCUCCAAAAUACAUCAUAAUUACUGCAAUUGGAGCUGUAACGAUCGUGGUGCUGGCGGUGAUGUCGGUGGUAACGUGGUUACGCAGCCGGCGAGUGUACUCCAUGUACUCGCGACUGGUAGCAGAGGAGGUGCAGCUGGAGGCAGAACUGGCAGCCAUGGCUGAGGAAGCAGACCAGGAGCGAGAAGACAUGCUGUUUAACAGGGACUCAAGCUACCCAUUAUAGGGAGGUUGCUUUUGAGUCGACUCAAAACCAGCUUCUUAGUUGACUCAACCGAGAGCGAGAUGGUAUGCUGUUCAACCCAGGCUCAAGGUACCCGUUAUAGGGAGGUCGCUGCAACUUGUGCAGGUGGAAGCAGAACGGGCAGGCAUGGCUGAGGAAGCAGAUGGAGAAAGGGGGAUAUGCUGUUCAACCGGGAUCCAAACUACAGGGAGGAGGCGUCACUGUGUGACGUCUUUGUGAAGUGAAUCUAUCCAAACGCGCUUUCGCAGUAGUGUAAGGGCAUGCCCUUCGUGGUUCUUUAUGGAUGUAUUGAAUUCAACUGUUGCUGUCAGGGUCAGGGAGCAUUCUUGGGCCCCGUGUCUGGCCAGCCUCGCAUCCCAAUCCGUGCUCCAAACAUUUGCACCAUGCAGUAGCACACGAGCCACGCACCUCAUGUCUGGAUGUGUGCUGAUUGGAUUUGUUCAAACCCUUAUGGCCUAAGUGUUUCUGCACAUGCUGCAGCUUCCAGCAGGGCUUUUCAGCAAACAAGUGGAUCAUCCA
Molecule: messenger RNA, 5883 nt
Organism: Closterium sp. NIES-67
Lineage: Eukaryota; Viridiplantae; Streptophyta; Zygnematophyceae; Desmidiales; Closteriaceae
Source: the annotation of a GenBank genome assembly